This is a messenger RNA of Eutrema salsugineum, 1308 nucleotides long. RefSeq names its product phytochrome-associated serine/threonine-protein phosphatase 1. Gene Ontology annotation, cellular component: cytoplasm. Gene Ontology annotation, biological process: peptidyl-serine dephosphorylation. The record is from RefSeq and is a predicted model, not a curated record. Gene Ontology annotation, molecular function: protein serine/threonine phosphatase activity. Lineage: Eukaryota; Viridiplantae; Streptophyta; Magnoliopsida; Brassicales; Brassicaceae. The transcript is spliced from 10 exons. The coding region runs from base 202 to 1113 and encodes 303 amino acids.
UCAUUUUGUGGAACUCGAACCUCUCAUUCUCUCUUUCAUCUCCUCCUCUUACGUAACCCUAACGAAGUCGGAGAUUUCUCUGGUAGAUCUAUCUUGAUUCGACUUUUUCUUCCCCAGAGAAAAUUGUAAAAAGUCGCUAUUGAAAUCGAACGAAAGAAGCGGGGUUUUGUACUAGGCAGAGGUACAUAGAGAGUCAGAGUUAUGGAUUUGGAUCAAUGGAUUGCGAAGGUUAAAGACGGUCAGCAUCUUUCCGAGGACGAGCUUCAGCUUCUCUGCGAAUACGUGAAAGAAAUUCUGAUUGAGGAGUCGAACGUACAGCCUGUCAACAGUCCAGUCACCGUCUGUGGUGAUAUCCAUGGCCAGUUUCAUGAUCUAAUGAAACUUUUUCAGACCGGAGGUCAUGUUCCCGAGACAAACUACAUAUUUAUGGGGGACUUCGUGGAUAGAGGCUACAACAGCCUUGAAGUCUUCACUAUUCUUUUGCUUCUUAAAGCUAGACAUCCAGCCAACAUCACACUUCUGCGUGGGAAUCAUGAAAGUAGGCAGCUAACGCAGGUAUACGGUUUCUAUGACGAAUGCCAGAGGAAGUAUGGUAACGCUAAUGCGUGGCGAUAUUGCACAGAUGUUUUUGAUUAUCUUACCCUGUCAGCUAUUAUAGAUGGCACAGUACUAUGUGUUCAUGGUGGCCUUUCCCCUGAUGUCCGAACUAUUGACCAGAUAAGACUGAUCGAGCGAAAUUGUGAAAUUCCUCAUGAAGGGCCCUUUUGCGAUCUUAUGUGGAGCGAUCCUGAAGAUAUUGAAACAUGGGCUGUUAGUCCACGUGGAGCUGGUUGGCUUUUUGGAUCAAGGGUUACCACUGAGUUUAACCAUAUAAACAAGCUUGAUCUAGUAUGCCGUGCGCACCAGCUUGUACAAGAAGGACUUAAGUACAUGUUCCAAGAUAAAGGCCUUGUAACUGUAUGGUCUGCACCUAAUUACUGCUACCGUUGCGGCAAUGUCGCUUCUAUUUUGAGUUUCAAUGACAACAUGGAAAGGGAAGUGAAGUUCUUCACAGAGACCGAAGAGAACAAUCAAAUGAGAGGGCCUAGGACUGGAGUUCCUUAUUUCCUUUGAUGAAAACGACGAUGACAGUUUAUAUUUGCCCCCUUCCAUCGCUGUGAUGAUGAUGAUGAUGAUGAUGAUGAUGAUGAAGCCAUUGCUACCAUUGGCAAUAUGUUCAGUCUCAAAAAGGUUAUAUGUAGAUAUAAUAUUAUCUACUGAUGGGUUUCACUUACUUCCAUUAUUUUUGUCCUGUAGGUAACAUUUUCC